UAUUUUUUCCAAUUUGAAUAAGCCUUUGCUUUCCAGACCCAGGAAAAUAGAAUCUGUAGUUUUGGAUUUGGUUUGUGUAAAGCAAAGUAGAAGACGCGAAAAUCUAUUAUAUGAUUUCGUCAACCACUGCCAAAGCCACUAGCUUGAGCAAAGAGUGCGAAAUGGAGAAAGAAGAUAAAGGGAAAGACAAGGAAGAGGAGAAACUAUGCAAGAGGUGCAAGCAGACGUAUACUUCCUCCUCUAAUGCCGCCUCCGCUUGCCGGUUCCAUCCUUCCUUCUUCGUCUGUCGCCAUCAUGAUGACCAGAAAAGGUACUACGAAUUGGGACCUAACGAUCCACCAUAUGCUGCCAAAUUUUAUGACUGUUGCGGGGCCGAGCAUCCUGAGGCGUCUGGCUGCACCACCAGUUUUCAUGUUUCGUAUGAUGAUUGAUGUAACGUUUCUCCUUAACACCUAGAUUCUGACUGGAUUAAACUUGUAUAUAUUUGCAUAUUUCCUCCCUAGCUAAUUAUUACUCUUCACAUAUACUUUUCAGUUUUGUGUCUCCAUGAAUGUAUCAUGCAAUAAUUGCUUUAGUUAGAGCAAUAAAUAAUGUUUAAUGCCUUUAAUUUGGUAUUAGGUGCUCCCAAUUUUUCAUUUGAGGAUGGCUUGUGCUUUACUCAAAUGGUUGGGAUUUGCAAGGAGCAAUUUCCACGUGGCUAUAUUUUAGGUGGAUUCUUAUA
Manihot esculenta (cassava) is the source of this 721-nucleotide messenger RNA. RefSeq lists its product as uncharacterized. The transcript is spliced from 2 exons. The record is from RefSeq and is a predicted model, not a curated record. NCBI's taxonomy places the organism in Eukaryota, Viridiplantae, Streptophyta, Magnoliopsida, Malpighiales, Euphorbiaceae. Bases 111 to 431 code for a protein of 106 amino acids.